This is a messenger RNA of Anopheles funestus (African malaria mosquito), 601 nucleotides long. RefSeq names its product histone H3. Gene Ontology annotation, molecular function: DNA binding; protein heterodimerization activity; structural constituent of chromatin. NCBI's taxonomy places the organism in Eukaryota, Metazoa, Arthropoda, Insecta, Diptera, Culicidae. The record is from RefSeq and is a predicted model, not a curated record. The coding region runs from base 112 to 522 and encodes 136 amino acids. Gene Ontology annotation, cellular component: nucleosome. The transcript has a single exon.
CGUCGGCGUCUCAGUGGGAAAUUUGCGCAUUGACCGUGGUGACGAACGUCUGUGUAAACGAAAAGUAAUCUCUCCACUUGACUUUGUUUGAAGCUAGAUCUCUGAAGUAAGAUGGCGCGUACGAAGCAAACAGCCCGCAAGUCGACUGGAGGUAAAGCUCCCCGCAAGCAGCUGGCUACCAAGGCCGCCCGCAAGAGCGCGCCGGCAACCGGUGGCGUGAAGAAGCCGCAUCGCUAUCGCCCGGGAACUGUGGCACUGCGUGAGAUCCGCCGUUAUCAGAAGUCGACUGAGCUGCUGAUCCGCAAGCUGCCGUUCCAGCGUCUGGUGCGUGAGAUCGCUCAGGAUUUCAAGACUGAUCUCCGCUUCCAGAGCUCGGCUGUGAUGGCGCUGCAGGAGGCCAGCGAGGCGUACCUGGUCGGCCUGUUUGAGGACACCAAUCUCUGCGCAAUCCAUGCCAAGCGAGUGACUAUCAUGCCCAAGGACAUCCAGCUUGCCCGUCGCAUCCGUGGCGAGCGCGCUUAAGCCAUCUUCGAGACAGUUCAUUCUCCAAAACGGCCCUUUUCAGGGCCACCAAUCGAUUUUACAAAGAUCAUUCUGUUUU